GCAAGCCCAACCCACACCGCAAGAAACAAAGCUCCAAUCUUUCCCCCUUCCGCCGCUGUCGCCGCGUCUCCUCCCCGAUCCCCAAUCCCCGAUCCGUCCGUCCGCCCCCACCCCCAGCCCGGAUCCAGGCGAUGGCGGCCGCGGGAGACGCCGGCGAGAAGAAGAUGGUGACGCUCAAGAGCUCGGACGGGGAGGAGUUCGAGGUGGAGGAGGCGGUCGCCAUGGAGUCGCAGACCAUCCGGCACAUGAUCGAGGACGACUGCGCCGACAAUGGCAUCCCGCUCCCCAACGUCACCUCCAAGAUCCUCUCCAAGGUCAUCGAGUACUGCAACAAGCACGUCCAGGCCAAGCCCGCCGACGCCGCCGCCGCCGCGCCCGACGCGGCGGCGCCCCCCGCCGAGGACCUCAAGAACUGGGACGCCGAGUUCGUCAAGGUCGACCAGGCCACCCUCUUCGACCUCAUCCUGGCCGCAAACUUCCUCAACAUCAAGGGGCUGCUGGACCUGACCUGCCAGACUGUUGCGGACAUGAUCAAGGGCAAGACCCCGGAGGAGAUCCGCAAGACCUUCAACAUCAAGAACGACUUCACGCCCGAGGAGGAGGAGGAGAUCCGCAGGGAGAACCAGUGGGCCUUUGAGUAGAGGCGUUUGAAUAGAGGAGCAUGUAGGAUGAACAAUGCUUAGUAUUCGUCAUGUUUGCGUUUUAGCGCCUUUUUUUAUGUCGCCAUAAUGGUUUCAUCGAACAGCCUGAGGUAUUGCUCGUGUGAAA
Aegilops tauschii subsp. strangulata is the source of this 768-nucleotide messenger RNA. Its product is annotated as SKP1-like protein 1. Gene Ontology annotation, biological process: ubiquitin-dependent protein catabolic process. The record is from RefSeq and is a predicted model, not a curated record. Lineage: Eukaryota; Viridiplantae; Streptophyta; Magnoliopsida; Poales; Poaceae.